This is a messenger RNA of Xyrichtys novacula (pearly razorfish), 4062 nucleotides long. Lineage: Eukaryota; Metazoa; Chordata; Actinopteri; Labriformes; Labridae. The record is from the annotation of a GenBank genome assembly.
UAUUUGAGACUAGCAACGAUUACUACCAAUCACACGCUUUCUCUUCCAACCCUUCUGGCCUAUGGGAGUCCUUGGAGUGCAGUACACCGACCAAUCGUGUGAGUGAAGUGGAGCUUUUGAAAACGUUGGCGGCGGCGAAGAGAGCACACAACAUUAUUAGGUUUUUCCAUCGGUGUUUUAAGGUUGAAAUUUCAUAUCUCCACAAGAUGCAGGUGAGUUAUGCUUUAAUUUUUCGAUAAACAAUCAAGAAAAUUAAACACAUAGGUAAAAAGAACGACUUGUACAAGCAGAAACAUACCACCGAAGUUGUCACUCGUAUUUGAGCUGUUUGGCUAACGUUAGCGACUGGUUUGUACCUUUCAAGACUAACUCAAAGUAACACCAACUUAUCUUAUGCAAAUCAUAACGACACAAACAAAUCGUGUCUACAAUUAAAAUCAACUAAAUAAAAGCUAAUGUGUCACUCAGGUAGUCUAUGCAUCACAACUAACAUUUAGGGGUAAUGCUACCAACACCAGCCUACUUUAACAGGGCCUACCGUCACAUUUGGCCGUUUCAGAUUAUAGCUUACUUUGUUCAGUACAUAAUCAUAAAUAUCCUCCAUGUAAUAAGUAAAGUUAAAAUGACAUAUCUGUAACUCCAGUAAUAGGUGUUUCAGCAAAGUCAUCCUUUUGUGUUGUUGAAGUGCAUAUCUUCAUCAAUGUGUCAAUCAUAGUACAUAUCUGCCAUGAGUCUAGAUAUGGCUCUACAUGGUGUGUUUACUAGGAACCAGAGAAAGGUAUAGACUAGGUAUAGACUCAGUAAGUUUAUGAAAAGGUCCUAGUUUUCAGAGUUAAUGCAACAAAGCACUACUCUCUGGAGGAAGCUUUUGUACAUGAUGAACCCUAUUGCGCCUGGUUCAACUUUCAUUUAUCUUUAUUUAUCCUGUCAUGAUUUAGCUUGCACCAUCAAAAAGUGUGCGUGGGAUGGUGGUAUUUGAAAGGUCAACCAUCCUGCUCGCCCCACAGUCUUCAAGCAUCAUCUAGACUAAUUAUAACUCUAAAGUUAAAAUAGAGAUGUCUGAAUAUUGCCUUGCAAAUCCCUAAUAAGCUGAAAGUUAAUGUGUUUUCUUGUCUUUACAGAAUAAGGAAAAUUAUGAGCCCAGAGGUUUUCCAGGAACGGUAUGAUAUUUAGCUUUGUUGAUCUGGUUAUGAAUAUUAAUGAAAAUUUGGAAUACAUUCAUAAAUGUGUUUGUUUCUUCAUAUUAGUUAACAACUCCGAGCAUGGUGGUAGGUCCACAGCGUGUUCAAGUGAAGCAGCGAUCAGAUGCCAUCACAGGUAAACUCAAGCUCAAUCCCUAUGGAUGACAUUUAGACAUCUGGACAAAUGCCUAUUUUAAUUUUUUUGAUAUGUUCUUUAAGGUCCUGGUAGAGAUCGUGUUGGCCCAUCUUCCAGUUCUGUCACAAAGUAUGUUCCCUUACACUUCUCAAAUUAGGUUUCAGCUUAACAUUUCUGUGCUUUUUAUUGCAUACCAAAAUCUAAGGGGUUACCACUCCCUCUGUAUGAAUGAUACAUAUGGUAACACAUCUUGAUUCUUUCACCAGGAAAAUCACCAUUGAUGACUUUGACAUUGGUCGACCACUGGGGAAGGGAAAGUUUGGCAAUGUCUACCUUGCAAGGGUGAAGAAGCUGCAAGCUGUCGUGGCGCUGAAGGUGUUGUUCAAGUCACAGAUGGAAAAAGAAGGAGUGGAGCAUCAACUCAGGAGGGAGAUUGAGAUUCAGGCACAUCUCAAGUGAGUAUAAAAAUGUUUUUCAUGUUUACCAAGUGUUGGCCAUCUUCAAACUAACCAGGAAGUGAGAGCUACUAGGUUGGUAGAAUCAUUGUUCCGCAGUUGUCUGAAGGCUUGAGAGCUUUUUUGAUAACUGAAUAAACAUUAAGAACAUUCAGAGAAAGGGCGCAAGACAACAUGAACAGAGAAGAGGUACGAUGAGACUCAAUAAAGGUUGCUGGUUGACUAGGAUAUUUUCUCGAGUACUUUUUUUUUUCCUUCUUGGCUCAAGUAUUUGUGUUUCGUUUAUGAGAAUGUGUUGUCAAUGUCAAUAUGAGAUUAACACAGUCUUCCAUUUUCUAUUAAAACCAGUGCUUUGACUUUAAAAAAAAAUUUGAUUUAGGAAAAUGUUUGAAAGUCCCCUCAUAUUGUAUCUUUUCUCUUCAGGCACCCCAAUAUCUUGCGCUUCUACAACUACUUUCAUGACCGAAAGAGAGUGUUUUUGGUGCUUGAAUAUGCUCCACGUGGUGAAAUGUACAAGGAGUUACAGAGAUGUGGAAGAUUUGAUGACCGGUGUACAGCAACGGUAAGAGUUGUAGCUGCUUUUAAAACAUUGAAGUUUAUACUUUUGUCAUGGACAGUGUUCAAAUGACAGUGGACCUGCUCACAUUUAUGACUUUGGGUGAUAAAUCUUAACAAUUUCAAUUUUUAAUCAUGCAUUUUUAGUACAUGGAGGAGAUAUCUGAUGCACUUCUGUAUUGCCAUGAGAGGAAAGUGAUCCAUCGUGAUAUCAAACCAGAGAAUCUGCUUCUUGGCUAUCGUGGAGAGCUCAAAAUAGCAGAUUUUGGUUGGUCCGUCCAUGCACCUUCUCUCAGGUGAGUAACCUCAGAGCCAUAAAGUUUUGUAACAUUGAACCAUCAGUGUUUUAUGUCAGGAACUGCCAUCACUGAUGUGUCAUGUUACUUAGAUUUGAUUGUAUGUCUUUAUCCUAUUCAGGCGCCGAACAAUGUGUGGAACACUGGAUUAUCUCCCCCCUGAAAUGAUUGAGGGACACACUCACAGUGAGAAGGUGGACCUGUGGUGUAUUGGGGUCCUCUGCUAUGAAUGCUUGGUCGGCAACCCACCGUUCGAAACUGCCAGCCACUCAGAAACAUACAAAAGGAUUAUGAAGGUUUGCGUUGAGUGUGAACUUUGUCUUCAGUAUAAAAAAACGUUUUUGUUAUGUAAAAUUGAAUACAUGGCUUUCUUACUGAGUAUGUUAAACUUCUCUCUGAUUGGUCAAAACCCUUUGACAGCCCCUUGAUUGAUCAUUAUUUAGUCUGAAUAGCAAGAGCGAUACCAGGGACAACCAGGUUAGAUUUUGUUAAGUCAUUUCAAAUCAGUCAAUGGUGUAUAGUUCCACUACAGCAUUCCUUUACUUAUGAGAUUACAAAAACACUAGUUUCUUGUAGAAUCAUAUUGGUAAACUAUAUAUAGCAAAAUAUUAAUUUCAGUGAAAAUGAUGUUGUGCCCUGCAAUCCACAACAUGGCUUCAGGGCUUAUAGUUUCUAAAACAAGGUGGAGAUUUCAUGGGAAGGGAAAGGUGUUUUUUGUCAGAGUUAUGUCAUGGGCUGAGUUCAGUUGCUUACUAUACUGAAUGAGUAAAUUAUCUGUUUUCAUUUGUAGGUGGACUUGAAGUUCCCUAAAGUCAUCUCAGAAGGCGCCCGGGAUCUGAUCUCAAAGCUGCUUCGCCACAACCCAAUCGAUCGCCUCCCAUUAGCGAAUGUCAUUGACCACCCAUGGGUGCGCUCUAACUCCCGCAGAGUCCUGCCCCCUGUCUGCCCAACCACGAAAUCCUGAGUCGCCCUGGUCUGCCAUCUUACCUCCCACUAAGAGGUCUUGAAUCUGUCCUCUACAAGAGACUGGAUGUUUCAGUAUGUUUUGGUCUCACUGCCAUGGGUUUUCAACUGCCAUUAUUCUGGCAUGAUGGGCUCCCUCACUUUUAUAUUGUACAGUGUGAAGUCAUUAUCUAUGUCUAGUUGCUUAGAGAUGUUAUUUUUAUUGUAUUUCUCCUCUGAAAUUUUAAAUGAACACAACUUUAUUCUCUUUCUGAUGGUGUUGACACCAAAGUACUACUGUUAGAUUAGCGUGGCUGGGCCAUCCUGUUGCAGGAUGGCCCAGCCAGGCUACUGUUAGAUUGCCUCAAACUGCAUAUACUCUCAAAUAGUGUCAAAUGAGGUGUUUAGAGGGUGUUUGGGGUUAAAACGAUGUUGCCUUCUCUCAAGUAAUGCUUUUAAAUUUCAAAUAAAUGUUCUUAAAGUAUAUCAUUGCUCAA